AUGUCUCACUAUCAAAAAUUUUCGAUCAAUUUUCGGUUAAAUGGACACUAUCAAAGAGGCAAAGUCAUUUGGCCUGCACCCAUUUUAAAACCUAAAAAUGUAAGCAAAUGAAGAAAGAAAUUGCAUUGCAUCUUAGCCAAUACCAAAUUUUCUUAUCCAAAAAUCGUAUUAAAAAAUUCUUUUUUGAAAGUAUUUUAUCUGUAUCUAAUUAUUUUAGCUGAAGGUUUAGCCUUUAAGAUCUAA
Messenger RNA from Blepharisma stoltei, 243 nucleotides. The record is from the annotation of a GenBank genome assembly. NCBI's taxonomy places the organism in Eukaryota, Ciliophora, Heterotrichea, Heterotrichida, Blepharismidae.